UAAAAACACAAGUCUUAUUAAGAAAUUUUUAAAACUGCCAGUGUGUGUUUUGGAAUGAUAUGUGUUGUCGAAUUGGUGUUAAUUUAUUGGCCUAUAUUUGAAAAAAGUGGAAUACAACUUGUUUACAUAGUAAUAAAGUGUAUAAAAUCAUUAAAUUUUAACUUCUUAAGAAGAUGGCUGAAGCAACUGAAGGAUCGAGGGGUUUCUACAUCUGAACCCUCUCCAGCAGUUACAACAACCCCAAAGAAGAGAAAAGGGCUUAUUAGCCCGACUAGCAGUUUUGUAGACUUCGUAGAAUUGGAUUCAGAAUAUUUCACCGAAGAAGGGAUGCAGUACGCUCGGUUUUAUAAUCCAUAUAUCAGCAGAAAAAUCAAGAAACCUAUCUCGGAUACUGACACGAUAAUCCACAUGCUCAAGGGGAGUGUAGGUGCGGGCAUUCUUGCAAUGCCCAUAGCUUUUCCAACGCAGGGAUAG
Molecule: messenger RNA, 474 nt
Organism: Homalodisca vitripennis (glassy-winged sharpshooter)
Lineage: Eukaryota; Metazoa; Arthropoda; Insecta; Hemiptera; Cicadellidae
Exons: 4
Coding region: 55-474 (139 amino acids)
Source: RefSeq, a predicted model, not a curated record